ACUCCUAUUCCUCAAACAACCAUCACUACUGCUUGGACUGGAAACUCCACCACCACUGUCACCAGAAACGGAACUGACGGCACCAACACUUUAGUAAUUGAAACUCCAGUUCUACAGACAACCGUCACUUCUGCUUGGACCGGUAACUCUACCACCACUGUCACUAGAACCGGUGCCGAUGGAACCAACACUGUCAUCAUUGAAACUCCAGCUCCAAAAUCGAGUACAACCGUUACUACUUCAUGGACUGGUAGUUUCACUACCUUUACUACCGCCACUGGCUCGGAUGGUGUUGAAACUUUGAUCAUCGAAGUGCCAGUUUCAACCGGCAUUCAAAGCUCUGUCGUCACUUCAAUACCAAGCAGUUCUAGAAGACUUCCUUGGAAUUCCAGCUCCAUAGAACGUUCCAGUGGUAUUGAUACUACUUCGCCAUCUUCUUCGGUUCACUUAACUACUAUUUCGUCAUCCUCCCCUUCGGUUGAAUCUUCAAGUCUCAUUUCAAACUCAAUUAGCCCUUCUUCGUCUUUGAUUUCAUCCGCAACUCAUUCUCCAGAAACAUCUAAUUCUGCUGCCCCUCCCUCGAGAUCUGGUGGAUACCAUGGAAUUCCAGCUAGUACUGUUGACUCGACUACCGUUACAUUGAUUCCAACCCCAAGCAAUGUUUCCACUGAUUCUAGUGCAACCGUUACACUGGUUUCUUCAAAUUCUAGUCCAGAACAAAAUGGCAACCCAGUAACCAGUAUGGUAUCCAGUAGCAGUCACCCAGUUGUUUCUGCAUCAGCAUACAUACCUUCGAUUGCCAGUUAUGAGGGUUGGGCAUCGAGACCUCAAGCUUCUAAGCUCUUGUUUGCAUUGCUUCCAUUAUUCGCAUUCUAA
Molecule: messenger RNA, 876 nt
Organism: Suhomyces tanzawaensis NRRL Y-17324
Lineage: Eukaryota; Fungi; Ascomycota; Pichiomycetes; Serinales; Debaryomycetaceae
Exons: 1
Source: RefSeq, a predicted model, not a curated record